Ziziphus jujuba (common jujube) is the source of this 776-nucleotide messenger RNA. Its product is annotated as small ribosomal subunit protein uS17c. Gene Ontology annotation, biological process: translation. The transcript has a single exon. Gene Ontology annotation, molecular function: structural constituent of ribosome. The coding region runs from base 134 to 637 and encodes 167 amino acids. Gene Ontology annotation, cellular component: ribosome. The record is from RefSeq and is a predicted model, not a curated record. NCBI's taxonomy places the organism in Eukaryota, Viridiplantae, Streptophyta, Magnoliopsida, Rosales, Rhamnaceae.
AGAGAGAAUGGAUAAGAAGGCCAUGCCCCCCAGUAAUACAAAGCAAAUCCAAAGAGCAUAAAAGGCGACACAACAUCUCCAUCUUCCUUAUCUCCCUGACGGUCUUUGGACCGAAAACCCAAACCAGAAAGAAAUGUCACUCACAGCCUUAUUCCUCCAACUGCCUCCAUUACACUCCCUCAAGCUCUCCUCCUCCACCCCAACAACCUCUUUCCUCCAUGGCUCGACCCCUCUCUCCCAACUCUCCAAACCCAAUUCCUGUGUCAUCCAUCCAGUCUCAAAGCCCCCAUCUUUCCUCCCAACAAUCAGGGCUAUGAGGUCAUUGCAGGGCAAAGUCGUUUGCGCCACCAACGAUAAGACCGUGGCGGUGGAGGUGACGCGUUUGGCCCCUCACCCAAAGUACAAGAGGCGUGUUAGGAAGAAGAAGAAGUACCAGGCUCAUGACCCUGAUAACCAAUUCAAGGUUGGGGACAUUGUUCAGCUCGAGGAAAGCAAACCCAUUAGCAAGACCAAGACUUUUCUCGCCAUCCCUGUUCCCAAAAGGAAUUCCAACUCCAAGAAUGCCGUGGCCGAAGAAGCUGAUGGAACCCAGCAGCUUGGCAUUCCUUUGGAGUCUCAGCAGCAGUUGCAAGCUUAGAGUGAGGUUUAUUAUCCUGUUUCUUUUUGUGGACUGAAUUGGCCUUUAUUCUUGGAAGAAAUUAAAGUAUAUUAAUCUUUUUAAAUUCAGUGUAUUUUGAUGUGCAUGAAUUGGUAUAAGAUCUGAUAAUUGUCUCUCA